Molecule: messenger RNA, 2361 nt
Organism: Actinia tenebrosa (Australian red waratah sea anemone)
Lineage: Eukaryota; Metazoa; Cnidaria; Anthozoa; Actiniaria; Actiniidae
Source: RefSeq, a predicted model, not a curated record
AAUGGCUUGAAAUGCCUUUAAAAAGUAUUUAACCGCUUAAGAUAUUUAUUUUCACUCAGCGAAACAUUUGAGGAGAAAUUUUGAUAAACGAACGACRUAUGGACGUGACUGAAUUCAAGAGUAACAACUAAAAGGGUUUUCCAGACGGCACUUCGCUGAGCCGGUGUGGCCGAAAUGACGAUCCAUUCACCAGGAUAUGACUAUAAAUAGACUUGUGUUGAUGAUAAUGAUGAUGACAAUGAUGAUCAACUCGUGGUAUCAACCUGCACGAGGACACAUGACACUAACAGGUUCAGUUGUUYUUGAACAAAAAUGGGCUGAUUUCCAAGCACCAGAGGGAACCUCUCARUAUAAAGCAGUGACGUCGAACAUCGAAACGUCUAUUAUGAAUCAUUUUGAAGACGACCCGAUGUUUGAAAAUAUGACUGUUACUCAACUAAGGGARGACCACACAACCAAAAAGUCCGUACUUGAAGGUAACUUAGCAGCAGAAUUCAAAUUACAUCUGAGAAACCAUUCCGUGACAGGCCUGGGUAGAUUGCGUGACACAGUCAUGCUUGGACGUUUAGGAGAUAUUCCAGUAAAAAAGAACUCAUUGUAUUUGCAAGGUUUACCUGUCAGUCAAAUUCCCAUCAACUACAAUACAUGGCCAGGGGGCUCGUACGGCCUUCCCAAACCACUGGCUGGCUGCCCUGGUAACGGUUGGCAACAAGGAUAUCGUUACCAUGACACCGAGAACUUUCGCAAUCUAAAUUCAAAAUCGAACUCCAGCCAUUUGUCUGGUAAAGUUAACAGUCGUGGUAUAAGGCAAGAGUUUUGUAUGCACUUAGAUGAUCAAACCAAAAGUAAAGAAGUCCCUAGCCAUGGUAGAGAAACUGAGCCUACAAGACCAUGGCCUAUGGGAAAAUAUUGUAUAUAUAAAAAAGAUGACAAAUGUCCCGAGGGAUUACAGGAAGGGUGGGUUUACUGGGAUGACGAAAACACUUCCUUAGGCGACACAAAUUCAUAUGGUGGCGCAUUGCCUGAUGGGAUUUACAAUACGAAUACACUGAUAUAUUACUGCUGUGACAGUAGAGGAGACACGUCCAUCUCCAUGUUAUUGCCUUUUGGGCAACCGUUUUUUCUYAUUGCAUUCCAAUCCAAAGAAUGUCAGAAAGUCCAUGGUUUUGAGGCAUCUAUUGAGUACCUGUUCUUUGAUGAUGAAGAUCGAACCAAUCACAACAAACACAGUUCGGUAGCACCUUAUGGAGUAAAAGAAGACUUGUAUAAUACAAGGAUUUACUACUGUUACUACGAGCCAGUGCCCUGUAAUUCUGAAGACGUAACAGAUCCAGCAUGCUUUGCGCACUUUUUGGCAUCCAACUCCGAUGACGUAACGACCUUGAUGAUGACAGAUGAAGAACGCAUGUCUCGUCGUCACAGAGCAUUUAUCGUUGGUAGUGCCGUUGGGUUUUUUAUAAUGGGAUGGGCUUUUCUUACCGUCACUCUCAAGAGACUUGUUACUAAACGAUCGUACACGUAUUAUGAAGUAGUUGGAAAUGACAUUCUUAGCUGUAGCUCUAGCUCUUAAGAAGGUAUCAAUAGUAUUACAUAACAGGGAUACGGGGAUAGAGAAAGGAUAUGGCGACCUUCUUUUUGUUAAGUAUUUUUUAUUAUUCCUACUACAUUAUCUUAUAAAGUAAAGCGAUAUCAACUCUAUCACAAUAGAGCUUUUUAUUGUGAUGUCAGUCUAAUGAAAAACCGACUUCCGGGUUCAAAUCGAGGAAAAAGUUCUAUAACUGAGAUUUUUGUUAUUAUCUCUUAAUAAUAGGAUUUGUUAUCCAAAGUUCAAAUUGUUACAGGUGCGAUAACAGGUUCAUGUUAAAUCAUUGAGAACAUAAUUUUCCCGUUUUAUUUAGCAGUUUUUGUGAGUAGUUGAACCCGGAAAUACGUCACAACUUGAAAACGCUAUUAAGAACUUCUAUGUUGAUAAGAAAGUGAUCUAACACCGACCUAAUGUGCUGUCAUUCAGAAAAAAAUUCAUUCAAAACAGUUGAUGAACAUUUCCAACGAGACAGGUAAAGACWUCAAGUGAACCCCAUCAUUCGUUCAUCAUUAUCCUCCGUAUGCCUGUGGCACGUUGGGCCGACACAAAGACUUAAUGUUAAAUGAAUUCUUUGUUAAGUGUAAACUGUUAAUAUAUGAAAUAGAUAAAUAUUUUAUUCUAGUGUGUUGUGUUAUGCCACCUUGUACAAGUAAGGUCACGUGUAGUAGGGUUUAUUAUAUCUCACAAAUAAUCUUUCAAUCCCACGUGGCAAUCCAUUAUUUUGCGAUAUUGGGCAGCAACCUAUUGGACUGCAAAUAAAAUAAUUGUUUUGGAAC